This is a messenger RNA of Cydia amplana, 527 nucleotides long. Its product is annotated as protein Asterix. Gene Ontology annotation, biological process: protein insertion into ER membrane. The coding region runs from base 130 to 456 and encodes 108 amino acids. The record is from RefSeq and is a predicted model, not a curated record. Gene Ontology annotation, cellular component: endoplasmic reticulum membrane. The transcript has 4 exons. Gene Ontology annotation, molecular function: protein folding chaperone. NCBI's taxonomy places the organism in Eukaryota, Metazoa, Arthropoda, Insecta, Lepidoptera, Tortricidae.
CUACAGGUUUUACAAUGAGGAAUGAAUAAAUCAAAUUAGAAAUAUCUAAGAGUAUAUUUAUUUCUUUUGGUGCUAUCCAGUUAUUAUUACAUUUUAAUUAUUUGUGGGCCAAUCCUUAAAUUUCAAAAGAUGCAAUUGACAUCAGAUCCACGCAGGGCUGACCGCGAGCGCCGCUACAAGCCGCCUCCGCCGUCGUCGGCCCCUGCUGAGGAUCUCACCACGGACUAUAUGAACAUUUUGGGUAUGGUGUUCUCCAUGUGCGGUCUCAUGAUGCGCCUGAAGUGGUGCGCAUGGACUGCUGUGUUCUGCUCCAGCAUCAGCUUCGCCAAUUCCAGGGUUUCUGAUGAUACUAAACAGAUUGUCAGUUCCUUCAUGCUGUCAAUAUCAGCUGUAGUCAUGUCCUACCUCCAGAACCCUCAGCCAAUGUCACCACCAUGGGCUGCCCUCACCACUUAGUAUUAAUGAGAGAACUGUUAUAAUAAUAUUAUUUGUCUGAUUAUGUUGAAAUAAAGAUUAUUAAUUGAAUU